This is a messenger RNA of Laetiporus sulphureus 93-53, 2991 nucleotides long. RefSeq lists its product as uncharacterized. The transcript has 6 exons. The record is from RefSeq and is a predicted model, not a curated record. Gene Ontology annotation, cellular component: Set1C/COMPASS complex. Bases 1 to 2991 code for a protein of 996 amino acids. NCBI's taxonomy places the organism in Eukaryota, Fungi, Basidiomycota, Agaricomycetes, Polyporales, Laetiporaceae. Gene Ontology annotation, molecular function: protein binding; histone H3K4 methyltransferase activity; RNA binding.
AUGGACCAGGGGGAUGAUCCGCGAGUGAUGGGCAAGGGGAAGGGGAAGGAGGUGAUUUUACGCUAUAACGGGGAGGUCAUCAAUGGAGAACAUCCAACAGUUCUCCGGGAUCCGAGGAAGGCAAGGCUAAAGAAGCUACCGAGCAUGCGAAGUCAGCGGAUGGAGUUGGUUCCCGUUAAAUACGAGUACGAUGAGCACUCGGUGGGGCCACCGCCUCCUGCUUCAGUAUUGGUGAUGAAUCUAUCCGUCCUAACCGCAAUUCCCCAUAUGCGACAUCAUUUCUCUGCACAUGGGAGCAUCAAAUCCCUUGAACUUCACUUGGACCAUAAAGGUGGUCCGAUGGGCAUUGUGACCAUCAGAUACAACUCCCAUGAGGAGGCUCGUGGAUGUGUUGAGAAGGAACAUGGUAGACCCUUGUCUGCAGCAGGUGCCGACUUCACCAAGGGCGUAGACGGGUCACAGCAGAUGCUGGUAGUGUUUGACGGGGAAGGGAAUGUCUCGAAGGCAGUACUGAAGGAGAUCGAAGGCCGCAGGUUGAGAGAACUGGACGAGAAGCGGCGCAAGGGGAAGGAGGAGAAAGCAAGAGUUGCAAGGGCAGAGAAGAUGAGGAUGAAUGGCCAUAUGGGGCCGGCUUCGCACAACUCGUGGAAGGCUAACCAACAAGGUGGAUUGAUGCGCCAACACCAACCAGGCGGCCCUCUACAACCCAUCCCGGGCCUUCCAGACCCUCCAUUUUGGCAUACACCAUCCGACGGUUCGCCCAUGCCUCCGACUCACUUGAAUGGCGUGCCGAGUGGCCCGAAGGGUUCUUCAGGACGCAUGCGCAAAGCGCCCCAGGGACCAGGGCGAGGGCGACAGGGUCCCUCGACACGCCCAUCUUUGCCCGUUCACUUCUCGAUAUCCACGCCCAUGCGUCCCUGGGCGCGGCAGUCAUCCGUGUACACUAAUGAUCGAGAUGCUCCCUCGCCCUCCCUGCGCUCGCGCUCGCCUUCCCCUGUGUCGAAAAAGUCAGGACGAUUGCUGCACGACAUCCAUGAGAAGAGCCACGAAGAGGUUGUGGAGGAGCUCGCUCGGAAUGGUUUCGAGCAUGUCACGAUCGACGGACACGGCUCCCAGCUCGGCGGGGCUGUGCGAGAAGAGGACGUCCGACACUUCUUCGAAGGGUUCAAGAUUGACAAGGUUCUUCGGGACAAAUCCAACUGGUACGUUACGUUCGAGACAGGGGACUCCGCUCGUCGUGCGGCACUUGUCCUCAACUCCGGGGCGCGGACUUUAGGCCACCACUCGGUGAAUGUCACUGUUCAUCCGGCGCCAGCUUCUCCCUCUGCUCCUUCAAAAGCGCGUUGGAACGACGACGAGCUUGUUGAACAAGCUGAGAAGAUCAUAUUGAAGGAUCUGAGGGCUAUGCUGGAGAAGGAUGUUGUCGAUAAAGUGGUGGCAAGUGGUAUCAGGCACAUGAUCUUGGACGAGAAGACGAAAAGAGGACCUAAGGUCGCUCUUUUUCCAGACGGACAUACAGUGGACCAUGAGGGUACGGAGCCGAGACAUUUCGGGGUGUCCGACCUGCGAGGGCUGUCGUUCCGCAAGCAGAAGAAGCGAGAUCGCGAGGAGAAUCAGACUCGUUUCGAAUCUCUUAUGCAGGAACACGAGGAACAUCAAGAGCAUCCGGGGCGGGAUGAAGAGCGACCGGAUGCACACGUUUCCGAUAGGCCACACAAGAGACAAAAGAAAACAGUGCCAAAAACGGUCAUCAAUGAGGACAUUGAAUCGGAGGAUGAGGCUGUGCCUCCUCAGCAUCUUGCUCGUGAAGAUAUUGAGUCUGAGGAUGAAGAGACACCUCGUGUUGCGCCAUCCCCUCUAUCCAAGAAGACCAAGAUGAUGCGUCGCGAUGGAUCAGAGAAAAUUGUUGCUCCGAAAAAGGCGAAGAAAUCUGCAAAGAAGAAGCCGGCUCGAGCGACGAAGCCACCCGUGGUUGAAGAGGUCGUGCAUGAAGUUCAGCUCGAUGAUUUCGACUUUGACAUCCCUACCGUCACGCAAGUGCGUCUCACCCCAACGCCUCACUUUGAUUCCUCAGCAUCGCCCCCGUCAUCUCCUGUUCGCAAGGUCAAGCAGCUUGUGCCGCCACCGCCACCACUUGACCCCAUCAAGGCAGGCAUUUGCGAAGACGACGAGGAUCUUUACUUCGUGAAGGUAGCGUUGGCCCGUGACUUGUUCAACAAAGAGAUCGAGACUACUCCAAGAGAGCCAACUCCUUCUCCGGACUCUCCGCUGGCGUUUCGUGUUCACAUCACUGGCUCUGCUCGCACGGAGGGCUAUUACUCCAUCUCUCAUGCGGAGAAGUCGGCGUAUGUCACGCAGUAUGCGUCGCGUGGGAUGGCCAACAAAUCAGAACCUGAGAUCGAGCAACCACAACAAAAUAUCGAAUCAUCCAGGUCGAAUCGCGCGAAUGCACGACGGCGGGCUCAAGGCCUGGAGGAGAUCAAUCAGGUACAGCGUGCUCUGGCACUGUCGAAGGGAGAGUCGGCGGCGACUGAGCUCCUCAAAUUCAAUCAGCUGCAGACACGCAAGAAACACCUCCGAUUCGCUCGUUCACCCAUACACGACUGGGGCCUGUAUGCCAUGGAGAAGAUUUCGCGUGGGGAGAUGGUCAUCGAAUAUGUCGGCGAAAUCAUCCGCGCCCAGGUGGCAGACAAGCGCGAGAAGGCAUACGAACGACAAGGCAUCGGUAGCAGCUAUUUGUUCCGUAUUGAUGAAGACUUGGUCGUGGAUGCUACGAAGAAGGGUAACCUUGGUCGCCUCAUUAACCACUCGUGUGAUCCCAACUGCACUGCGAAGAUAAUCACCAUCAACGGCGAGAAGAAGAUUGUGAUUUAUGCGAAGCAGGACAUUGAGCUCGGAAGUGAGAUAACUUAUGACUAUCACUUUCCUAUUGAACAGGAUAAGAUCCCUUGUCUAUGUGGCUCUACAAAAUGUCGUGGUUACCUCAACUAG